Rhododendron vialii is the source of this 6089-nucleotide messenger RNA. Its product is annotated as protein FAR1-RELATED SEQUENCE 3-like. Lineage: Eukaryota; Viridiplantae; Streptophyta; Magnoliopsida; Ericales; Ericaceae. Gene Ontology annotation, molecular function: zinc ion binding. The record is from RefSeq and is a predicted model, not a curated record. Bases 275 to 3001 code for a protein of 908 amino acids. The transcript is spliced from 5 exons. Gene Ontology annotation, biological process: regulation of DNA-templated transcription.
UUUGUCCGGCAAACUAACGAGCCCAACAAGUACUUUUUAUUUUUCUCUGUGUCGGCCCUAAAACAUUUCAUCGACCCGAAUCAGAACCACCCUAAAAUCGAGCAAAGCUCAGCACAGCUCCGGCAACGAUCGGCGCUCCGGCGACGGCAAUAGUAGGUUGUGUUACUUUCUGUUUUUCCAGAGUUACUAUGCUGGAAAACUUCAAGUACUGGUCCAGUUACAGCCCACAGUGAAUAGAUAGACGUGCAGGUACAGAAGAGAGAUAGGGAGAAACAUGGAUAUGGAGAAUGAGGAUCAUUAUGUGGACAUGGAUAGAGAUGCUUUAUUUAAUGACCAUCUAGUGGUGGGGACUGAUAAUUAUGCAGAAAAUUCUCUAUCAGCCGAUUCAGCCCAGGAUGUGGUUGGGUUUGCCGUGCCUAAUAUAGGCAUGGAGUUUAAAUCUGAAGAUGCUGCCAAGACUUUUUAUGAUGAAUAUGCAAGGCGUGUGGGCUUUAGUACCCGUGUCAGUCAGUUUCGCUUUUGUGAUCCUGAUGGUAAAACAAAUGCGUUGGAGUUUUUAUGUGCAAGGGAGGGAAUAAAAAAGAAAAAUUCUGAAAGCUGCUACGCUAUGCUAAGGAUUGAAAGAAAGUACCCAGACAUGUGGGUUGUUUCAAGAUUUGUAAAGGAGCAUAGCCACUCUACUGUGGCUCCCAGAAAGGUGCAUCAUCUUCGAACUCGUACACCCUUUCCUGAUGGGACAAAGGCCAUGGAGCAACCCUACAGUGGUCCUGUGGGUCAAUCUUUGCAUGUUCCGGUGGAUGGAAAACCGAAAUCUAUUGAAAGGAAUCGUGUGAAUCCUCGGGCUAAAACCGUUGUUUCCAAAAGUUCUGGGAAACAAACCCACAAAGCAAGGACACUUGGAAAUGCUCAGAAUCUCUUAGAUUAUUUUAAGAAGAUGCAAGCUGAGCAUCCUGGCUUCUAUUAUGCGGUACAACUUAAUGGGGCUGGUUGCAUGACUAAUGUUUUUUGGGCUGAUGCAAGGUCAAGAACAGCUUACAGACACUUUGGCGAUGCAGUUACUUUUGACACAACAUAUAUAAAUAGCAACUACGAGGUGCCAUUAGCUUCAUUUACCGGCAUGAACCAUCAUGGUCAGAUUGUGUUGUUUGGAUGUGGUCUAGUUGUAGAUGAUUCAGAAUCAUCAUUUACUUGGCUUUUUAGGACUUGGCUUGCUGCAAUGAAUGACCAGCCACCACUUUCUAUUACAACUGAUAGUGAUAAAGUUGUCCGGUCAGCUGUUCCUAAGGUGUUUCCCCGUACCUGUCAUCGAAUCUGUCACUGGCGCUUCCUGAGAGAAGGGCAAAGAAGGUUCGAUCGUUUGUAUAAUACUCAUCCUACUUUUCAAGGAGAUCUAUAUAACUGCAUUAAUAUGAGUGAGACAGUAGAAGAGUUCGAAUCAUUAUGGAGCUUCCUCAUAGAUAAACACCAUCUAAUGAAAAAUGAUUGGCUUCAAGGAUUGUACGAUACUCGCGAACUCUGGGUCCCUGUGUAUUUUCGGGGUACCUUUUUUGCUUCAAUUCCGGCAGACCAAGGGAGUGAAGCUGCUGGCUCCUUCUUUGAUGGAUAUGUAGAUGAAGAUACUACCUUACCGGUGUUCUUUAGACAGUAUGAAAGGGCUUUACAGCGAAGUUUCGAAAAGGAGAUAGAAGCAGAUCUUGAUACAAUGCGCACCUCACCAGUCUUGAAGACACCCUCCCCUAUGGAGAAACAGGCAGCAAACCUUUAUACCCGGAGACUAUUCGUGAAAUUCCAAGAAGAAUUAGUUGAAACUUUUGCCUAUACUGCAAAUAAAGAAUAUGACGAUGGAUCGUUUAGCACAUACAGAGUUGCAAAAUUCGAGGAUCAACAAAAGGCAUAUAUGGUCUCGUUGCACAUUCCUGAGACGAGAGCAACCUGCAGCUGCCAGUUGUUUGAAUACUCCGGCAUUCUUUGUAGACAUGUAUUGACAGUUUUCACAAUGACAAAUGUUUUUACUCUGCCAUCCCAUUACAUUAAUAAGCGAUGGACAAGGCAUGCAAAAAGCGGGCCUGGCGCAGACUAUAGAGGGGUUGAAGUGCAAGGUGCCCAGUAUUUUACUUCACGCUACAAUAGUCUGUGUCAAGAAGCUAUGAGAUAUGCAGAGGAAGGGGCAGUAGCUGUAGAAACUUACAAUGUGGCAAUUAAUGCCAUCAGAGAGGGUGGGAAGAAGGUUGCUGUCGCAAUGAAAGAUGCUGCAAGAGUUGCACCUAAGUCUCAGGUCCUUGGAAGCCAGGAAGAUGGCAACAAGGAUAUCCAUUUUCCGGAGUCCGAUAUGACUUCACUGCUGUGGCCCAAUCUGAAAGUAAAACCUCAGCUGCCUUUCUAUUGUCCAGAUACGACACAUUUGCCAUGGAUGUCUCAUCAGAAAGAAGCAGCACAUCACUCAAACCAUAAGAAUGCUGGUGUUCAUACACCUGCUUCUGGAAAAAAUAUUCCUCGCUUGGCCCCUCUAUCCUUUCAACAGGAUGAUGGCCCUCCAGACACAACGGUUCUUCCCUGUCUGAGGUCCAUGACGUGGUUCAUGGAAAACAAGGACCUAAUGCCAGCCAAACGAGUUGCUGUGAUCUAUUUCAAGCUUCAAGAUUAUAGCAAGGGUAGCUCAAGUGAUAAAGAGGUGAAGUUUCAACUCUCUAAGGUCACACUGGAGCCCAUGCUCAGAUCAAUGGCAUCCAUUAGUGAGCAGUUAGCACCACCGGGUAACCAGGUCGCUGUUAUGAAUUUGAAGCUUCAAGAUUCCGGGGCCAUUUCCGGGGAAACAGAGGUGAAAUUUCAAGUCUCUAGAGAUACUCUUGGAGCCAUUCUGAGAUCUAUGGCCUAUAUUCGCGAGCAACUUUUGAGCACUGUAAGUGGACAAAUCUUUGUACAUUUACAAUGGUUUAGAGUGUUUUUGGAACUUGGGUUGGUUUUGUUCAAGCCAUGGCCACUUGCUGGAGACAUAUGGUAAUGGAUACAUUAAAGAAGAUUAAGUACAAGUGUUGACAGAGGGAACUUAUAAUAUAUACAAAAGAAUCAAGGCUAGGGCCCAGUAACUCUGACACAGUAUGAGAGAAAUAUAUGAAAGUGUCAUUUCUGGCACUGCAUGUUUUAUAAAACAUCAUUUUAUCCCACAAAUAGAGUGAUAAAAAAGUAUGAUUCUUGUUGUUCAUCUUUGCACAUAUUCUUCUCUUUUAGGUUUGAGAGGUCCAACACUAGAUUUGCACUGACACUUGGCAUACCAGUUCAUGUAGUACAUGGUGCAAAGUGUGCUCAACUGAUCUCAAGAGCAGGCCAAUCAGAGAAUUUUCUAGUAUUGAUUUUUGAGCUAUUGGUCCCUCACCAAUACAUGAGAAUUGAUCAUUUAUCUAACUUCUUAAUAACCAUUCUGAAAAUUUAUAGAGGGUCACUUCAAAUCCUUGCAUGGUUGGCCAAUUUUAUUUACUAUUCUUAAGAUCAUUAUGAGACAAUAGGCAGCACUAGAUGACAUGGUUACAAUAUGUGUGUGUGACACACACACACACACAGAGGCGACCGAUAUAGCGCUGCAAUGGAAAUUUGCAGUCAUUCAGCAUUACGUGAUGGUAUCGCUGUCACGUAAUGGUCGUCCGACAAAAAACACAACUUUGUUUGGUUCUCUUGGAAAUGUUUCGUCAUCCAUGUUUUUUCAGCUUUGGUGAUUUUUUAUCAAAAUUUUUCCUUAUUUUUUACUUUUUGGAUGUAUAUAGAGUACCUCUAUUCAAAAAGUAAAAGAGUUUGUUAAAAUGUAAAAAAAAAAAAUUUGACUAAAGACGAAAAAUACACAAACCUAUAGAACUUUUUUAUCUCAAAACUGAAAACCAACCAAAGUGUUUUUCAAGAAGCAAUUAUUUUCGAGGCAAACUCCAAUAUUGAAAGGCAAGACAAAUUAUUCUCCUGGGAAUAGUACAAAAAUACAAUGUAUAUAGGAUUAAGUAUAGUUGUAUAAGUGUACAGGAAAUAGAGAAAAUUUGCCAAACACCAUUUCAACCCCAACAUAUUUGAUUCUGAAAUAAAGACACAGAUAUCAUUAUUUAUUCUAGUUUGUGUGAAAUUCUAAGAAAAUAUCACACCGCCAGUUACUGCUACCAUGACUAUACACUUUAUACCCUUAAUCCGCGUCAUCAUGAUCGCUAUUGUUGCUAUUACUUCCAAGGAAUUUUAAAACCUUGCCUCUGAUACAUCUCCCUAAAACCUAAGAUUUUGGGUUGAUGGAGAUCAGUCUUGGGUACCCACAAACACCCUUUACUUAUAUUUGAUAUAUUCAUGCUGAUGGUGUUUAUAUUUCUCAAAAAAAAUUAAAAGAAAGGAUAAUAAAUUUUGGUUUUCUCAUUGUUAAGUGUCCACUUGAAUCUUUGAAAAGAACUAUUUAUGGAGAAUUUACUAGCACUAGAUUUUUGUAGGUUUUAUAUCUUAUAAGGUUGACAUUGUACGUCGAAAACAUUACAUAAAGAAUAUGGCCAUGUUUCAUUAAUCAUUGAACUACUCAGUUUAACAUGAAUCUGCGAAUUUGUCAUGAUCAACUGCGAAUUUCUUCAUUAAUCCGAGAGCAUAGAAGAUGUUGCUCUGAACCUGCUAAUCUGCGGACUGGACAACAAUUCGCCUCCGUUGGAUGCCUUGUCUGUUCACAUGUUGGACUUUGAUGAUUGCCAGAAAUUCAUUAUAUUAAAAUGUCGAUGCUUUCAGGUUAGGCUGAAAGCAUUAGCUACGGUUAUGGUUUUUUUUUUUUUUUUUUUAAUCCGAGCUACGGUUAUGGUGACUAAGUUGAUUAUUUGGUUGAUUGCACUUUUAGAUCCUUGAAACCAAGCAUCUAAAUGCAGUACCGAUUAUGGUUCCGAUUUUGUUAUUGGUACCUGUCUAAUUUUUUAUAUCGUUUCAAAUUUAUUGUUGUAGAAUUAUAUAUACAUCUUACUUGUAUAAUAAAAAGUUGAAAACAUCUUUUAAAAAUACGUACUUAAGUAUCCUAUAAAACUGGCAAUCAUGAUGACUUGAAGAUCAUAUAUUCAUGCAACUGGGUUUUAAGAUACUAUAGCUCGGAGUAUGUUCAAGUGGUCUCUCUUACCAUUGUUUUGUCAUUUUAGUAAUAACCUUUUGCACUUUUAUUCUGAGAGAUUAUGUCAUUGCCAAGUUUGUUUAGUAGGAUUCAUAGGGGUUUUGCUUUCCCAUAGGUCAUCUAUAGUGGCUCCAUAGUAUGUAAGAAUGUAUGCCUUCGUAGUUUUAUGGCCAUUUUGGUAAAUGGCACAUGCAAGAAAGCAAUCCCGCACUGCUGCUUCCCUUGUUUUUCUCCAAAUUGCAUUUUGAUCUUCGUGGAUAAUGGACAGGACUAAUAAAUCCAAAAGUACAUUGCAUAUAACUAGUUCUAUGGUGUCUUAAGGUUACAGAAAACUUGCACUUUUGCUACAGCAUUAGGUUGUGGGAUUUUCAGAUAGAAUGGUGCAAGAAAUAGAGUUAUCAGGAAAUGCUUGUACCUUAGCGACUAUCACUUGGUUACAGAAGGCCAAAAGCACAGUGCAUGUGAAAACAAUGGAUUGGCCAUUUCUUGUUGGCAUCCUCUUUUAUGCAAAUUGAUUUCCAAACUCCGUGCUGCUUCAAAUUACACUGAUUGAGAUAACGGGUUUUAACUGUUUUAGAAGUAAUUCCCAUCGUUUAUCGUCCCCUUUAGAUACACGUGUCUUCCUUCAGCAUGAUGGAUACAACUUGAUAUCAUACCUGACGUACGUAAAAUAUCCACGAGUGUCAGAAAUAUUAGUAUUCUAGAUUUGACUAUUAGAUGACAUGCUUUUGGUUAAUUGUGUUUCAAGCGUAGCACUAUGUAUUGCAUAAGUUGAUCAUUGCAGAAUACUUCUAAAGUUUUCCGAAAGACUGUCAAUUUUGAUUCAGUGUACAUACCAAGUCCAGGUAAUUAUGUUCCCAGAUGCAAAGUGUUAAGUGUGUGUAUUUUUGCCCACUUAAACCAAGUUUUGAAUGCUUCACUUCUUGGUGUGGGAUUUCUUUCACCUUGUUUUACCAUUUUACCUUGGCAGUCCCUUUUAGCAAAUCAG